CUAUGUCACAUCAGUAACCAUGGCGACGCCCCUCAGGUCUGGUUUCCUGCCCCGCGCGAUGCUCGGAACGUGAGUGGAAACAAAUGUUAACAAUCAGCAUCUGUGAUUUCGACAGACGACGAAAGAGGAGCCACAACCUGUGUGAGGCCAUGAAGCCACAGUGAUCUGACGGAGACCGCGAAGACAAAGGAAGAUAACGAGUCCGGAACCAGGUCUCAGAGUCAGAGCCGAGCCUCAUCAGCGUGGGUCCAACCCGGAGCAGGCGGUGGGGGCUCGUUCAGCCCAGAAGAGGCGUCAACGCUGAGAUGAAGGACUGUGGCUCAGAGCGUCAGACUGAUCCUGGCGACGCCGCGAAGCGCAGUUUGCGUAAAAGCGUUGUUUCUUUCUUACUUUUCAACAAACGUAUUCAUGUUUCGACGGACCUACGCGACGUGGUUAAGUUUAGCGGAUUAACUCCUCAGCGGACUUUUGACGCAGAGCGACUGUCCUGACUGCGCCGAGUCCGACGCUCCGACGCUCCGACGCGCAACACGCGGCACCGAGCUCAGUAACCGAGCGGAGAGGGAGACGCGCCGGGUUCGCGGAGGCGCGCGAAGACGCGCGGAGAUGCGCCGGGUACGCGGAGGCGCGCGAAGACGCGCGGAGACGCGCCGGGUUCGCGGAGGCGCGCGAAGACGCGCGGAGACGCGCCGGGUUCGCGGAGGCGCGCGAAGCCACGCCGGGCACGCGGAGGCGCGCGAAGACGCGCCGGACACGCGGAGGCGCGCGAAGACGCGCCGCGCACGCGAAGACGCGCCGCGCACGCGGAGCCACACGUCGCUGUGGAUUCAACUAUGGGACCACCUUCAUCAGAACGCUGUGGAGGUUCCAGUGAAAGCCUUUAAAAUGCGCCGUGCGCUGGCGUUUCUGCUCGUGGCGCUGUCUCCGCUCCUGCUGGAAUGUAAACCGACGUGUCAGGCGGCGAAUCAAAGUGGUUUGGCUGAAGGCCUGUGCCCCGUUAAACUGAGCCGCGUUCCGUCCGACUGUGUGACCGUGCGCGUGUGGAUGACGGCUGACGAGCUGCAGAAGGAGCCGCGGGUCGACGUUCUGUCAGCGAUAAAUGAAACCUUCAGGCCCGUGAGGGUGAAACAACCUCCGCCGGCAGCGGCCGCACGUCACAGAGUAGAGCGGGUCAGCUGCUCCGACCCCCGCAGCGAGCCGCUGUGGGAGUUUGUGUACGAAUGCGUUCGAGCCGCAGCGGACGGCGCCGUCUCCGUGUCCUACAGCGCAGCAUCGACGCGCUGCACCGUGUCAGAUCUCACACCAAAUUUCGCCGUGUCUGUCGACGCCCCGUCUAAGUCCAUCACCGUCACCGUGGCGCCGGGGAGGAAGGUGCACGUGCGCCUGUGUUUCCAGGGAGCCGAUUCCUGCAGCGAAUUGCCGUCUCAGCCUUUCGCCACGGUCGACCCGUCCUCGUCUCCGUCCGUGCGCUUGGUCGCCCCCUACCUGCCGCCGUGUCUGUGUGUGGAGGUUUAUUACACUGACCUGGACGCGAGCCGGAGGAAAAAGUGUGUCAUCUCAGCGGAACUCACAGACGCCGCAGACGUGUUGCGCCACGCCAGGCAGGAGCUCUUCGAGUCCAGCCUCCGCUGGCUCUCUGACUGCGCCCUCAAGGAGCUGCCCGCGAGGCCCUCUGCCUCCCUCUGCUGGCGGAACGCGCGCGUCUGCACGCCGCUGCCCAACUCCACGCUGCAGGAGAGCGGCGGCGACGACGGCGACUACAACACCCUGAUAUUCAACACGUCUGCAGUGGACAAACACCCCCAGAUGUGUGUCGUGUUUUCUCUACAAGGCAGCAAGAAUGAGUCGUGUCCGUUCCACAGCGACAUGACGUCCUGGGAGGUGAGCGUGGGACGGGGCCGACAGAGCCUGAGCGUCCACGUGGCGUCUGAGGAGCCGGCCGGCUUCUCCGCUCAGCUCUGUGUUCUGGAGGAGACGGGCUGCACGGCCACGGGCCCGGUCCACGUCCUCACGGAGGACGCACAGGUCCAGGUCCCGCCGCGCCUCGCUGGGACGCCCUGUGUGCAGGUGUGGCAGUCACGUCCUGCUCUGAACGGAAGGAGAAUUCUGUGCCCAGACUACACGCACCACAGGUGGGGCCUGUGCGCCGCCGCCGCCGUCGUUGUGCUGGUCCUUGUGCUGCUGGGAGUGUUCUUCCAGCGACUCACCAGGACCGGAGCUGCAGGUUGGCUCUACAUCCACACGCCCGUGCUGCUGGUGUGCUCCUCCGAGCAUCCGGCCCACGUCUCUGCCGCCUGCGCCUUGGCCUCCGUCCUGCAGGGGGAGCUGGGAGCCAGGGUUCACGUGUCGCUGUGGGCCCAGACGUCGCAGAGGCGGGCCGGGCCCGGCGUGGCCGACCUGGGGCCCGUCCCCUGGCUCCACGGCCAGUGGGAGGCCGUGCGGAAGGCGCAGGGCACAGUGCUGAUCAUCUGGAGCCCUGAGGCCAAGGACGCGUACGGGGCGGCGGCCGUGGAGGAGGGCGAGGACGCCGGAGCAGGCGUGGACGCGGGUCAUGAAGCAGGUGAAAAACUCUUACGAUGCAACGAGGAGGAAGCGACCGGGAGGAAGGACUGGGAGGCUCCCGGGUCGACCGCGGUGACGGGGACGGUGUUUGCAGCGGCCCUGUUCCGCCUGCAGGGGGCGCUGCGGCGCUCCAAGGCUCCAGGAGUGGCCAUCGUGUACUUCCAGGGCCUGGGCCACGGCGGGGACAUCCCCCGGGCCCUGAGGGUGCCCCGCUACUGCCUGCCGCAGGACUUCAGGGGUCUGAUCCAGGAGCUGGAGGGCGCGAGAAGCCCGCUGGCGCGGCGCUGCUGGCCCAGACUCCUGUCCAAAGUGCUGUCUAUAUGGCUGGCCCAGAAGCUGGCCAGCAGGCUCCAAACGCUGCUGCCCCGGAGCGGGCUGGACCCGGCAGAACCGGAGCCGGCAGAACCGGAGCCUCGGCCCGAGCGCCCGCUCGCAGCACGCCGGCCUUCGUCUCAGGUUCCCUGAGUCCGAUCGGGGCAGACUUUUGUUCCGAUGGCAACGCGACACCUCUGAUACUGGAGCUCGUGUGACCCGACUGAUCCGACCGCUCGCAGUAAAAAUGACUCGUUACUCGACACCGCGGUGAUUAAAAUGCCACCACGCUUUGCAUACGAAGAAGAAACUCCUCGUCGUGGCCUCUGACUGACUCAUUAUGUCGACUUCGUGACUGGGACUGAACACCUGUCUUAUCUCCCUGUAAAUGUGCCAACUGCUAUGAAAAUCUAGUUGCAAAUAACAUUUCACUUUGUUCGUCGGUGAAUUUCUGUUUGACGGUGUCGUGACAGAAGAACUGUGUGACCGUUGUUUACAGCAUGACGCAUUUGCAUAGGUGGACGGCAGCGACACAGCGCGGAUGCCAGAAGCCUCAGGAGGUGAUUGACGCUGGUAAAUCUUUGUGGGACUGAUAGAAAACUGUCCAUCUGCAGCUCUGCACCAAAUAUUUACACUCGCAGCCACGGAAAGACAAAGUAUUGUUUUUUCUCCAGCUCAUUCUGCACCAGUUCAUUCAGCAAACACCACUAAACGCGACCACUGUGUCCUCAAACAUGACGCCGUUUCCCAACCAGACAAAGACAACCAGUAUUAUUCAAAUAACCGCAACGGCAAACUGGCUGUACAGAGGUUCCCUCGAAAUCUCAGAGCUUUAGGGUCGUAACGCGCCGCCUGGGGUGCUUUCCCUAACGCGGGCUGAUUGCACCAAUCCAACCAACUUCAACGGCAAAUGUUAUGCAAAGGAAGCUGAAACGGCAGCUUGUCAUCAUUAGAUAAUUAGAGGAACUCUGAACGGCCUCAUCAACGAGGUAUUGGCCUCAAACGCGCUGAGGUCAAUAAUAAAAACCUCUUGUGAGCGUCCGUGUUUAGCAGCCGUGUUACUUGUUUUUUAGCGAGUCCAGACUUGUCUGACAGCGUUCAUCAGGAAGAGAGUUGGAAACAAAACCUCAUCAUUUCUUCCAUAAACAUCCAUCAAACGUGAUGUUUAGGGUGGAAGAAGUGAGUCAUGGCUCUAGGUUGCUUUAAAUUCAGCUACAGCUGUGUUGUAUAAUAUGUGACAUAUAUAACAUCAUGUCGUG
Betta splendens (Siamese fighting fish) is the source of this 4133-nucleotide messenger RNA. RefSeq names its product interleukin-17 receptor E (gene il17re). The transcript has 18 exons. The coding region runs from base 607 to 3027 and encodes 806 amino acids. The record is from RefSeq and is a predicted model, not a curated record. NCBI's taxonomy places the organism in Eukaryota, Metazoa, Chordata, Actinopteri, Anabantiformes, Osphronemidae. Gene Ontology annotation, molecular function: interleukin-17 receptor activity.